AAAUGAGGCCGAAGGUGGGCAGAGCCGGUGCAGGAUAUGAGCGCCGUCACAGGCGGAGAGGACGACACAAGCUGCGGAGCUGCGAGCCCGCAGAGACGAGGGCAGAGAGCCGCCGACAUGCGCCUCAAACACCCACCAACACCACCCAAGUCGCCCGAAAACGACACGCCGAGCACGGCAGAUGACUGGGGGUAGACCUGGCCGCGGAAAAAUGGAAAUUCCAUUGUGACUAAUUGCAGCAAAGAAGAAAGAAGACGGUUUCACCGAAUCUAAAUGGGUUGACAUUUAGCCACCAGGAACAGAAGAACUCAAGUGUUUCGCACUGGAGAUGUUGGUGACUCAAGACUGGUGACCAAGGUUUUAAAAAUUCUGAAGAAAAAGAAGACAGCUUUACCCCAUUCAACUGGAUAUUGCUGAGGUGGAGACAACGUUUUUUAAAUGAAGAUGGCAGGCGAUUUGGCAGUUAGCCAAAUUUUUUGAUUUACGAAGAUUACGUUUUAUUUUUCCUGACUGGAUUUUGACAUAAGGAUUUUUUUUUCCCUUUUUUUUUCUUGUUCUAACCACAACAUGGACUCUGGAGCACCGAUGGUGGCUGUAUAGCCAUCUAUUGGACUUGUUGAAAAUUUGCUGUUUUUCCGCAGCACAAUCAGUGUUUGUAUGUUUGAUUUUUAAGUUGUUUUUAAAUAAAGUGUAUGACCUUGUACUUUCCCCCCUGGCUUUGUUUCAUUAGCUUACCCUCUGAAAAAAAAUCACAAGCGUUUUCCAUGUUGUAUUUUGGUUUUAUUGUAGCGCUAAAGCUUGGAAGUACUUGGAAAAACCAUUUUAAGCAAUAUGUGCAAAAAAAAUGUGGCUAGCUUUGAAUGGAUUUUGCGUGAACAGCGGUCGAGGUGUAUUAUUCAUUUGAGAAAAAUUUGCCAACUUUGUUCUGGGUCAACUAACUUUGAGGACUAAUGCCAUUUAUUUUUUAUUUUUGGUGGUGUUAUGAAGAAGUAAAUUAUCAUCUUGAGAAGAUAAAGGUGAAAAUGGUUGUUGAAAAUAUCUUCCCUUGGCUCUAAUCAAAUGCAAAAUUUAUUAAUUCAUAUCUGGAAGAAUACAUUCAUGUAGAUUAGGUUUUGGUCUGAACUCAAAUGGCUUCCAAAGAAUAGCCUGGAUGGUUUUUAUAAAAUGGCUACUGCUCGUCCUUCUUCCUGUCUGAAUAGGAAGUGAUGUAAUUGGUGCAAACUAUAUACUUUUGCAUGCUUUCACUAUUUUUACUUUCAUAAAUUGCAGAGUAAAUGUGCCCAUGUUUUAAGCUUCUGUGCUUUGGGAUGAAAAAAUGUGCAAGUUAAUAUAAAAGUAAAUUUUUGUAGCAUAAUAAAAGGGGUGGGACUUAGACUAUCACCUGAGUGUGGGGUAAAUGGAAAUAACGUCAAUCAAAAGCAAAGCUUCAGAGCAGGGAAGGAGCUCUAGAUGGCGGCUGAGCCUUGGGAAGGCUGCCAUACUUUCCCGUCACACCGUCUCGCCUGGCUCUUUUUUGGGGGGUCGUUAUCGCUUGAUACUCGUGUAAAAGUAAAUAUUAUAGUUGUCCGAUCGCUUUUUAACGGGAUUAUGUGCGUUUAGGGUGUUUUUUGCUCGGUUUGGUGCGGGCUGGAGGGAGCUGGUCUGAGCUCGUCGUUGUUUUCCAGCCAUGGCGCGCCUCCAUUUUUAGAGCUGCUGCUGCUGCUUCUCUGUCGCUUCAUGUCAGCAGAUCUGCUCUGGAAAGGCCUUUAUAACUAUCCGCUUUUCUCUUUUUGACUAAAUUUACUAUUUUAAGCCUUAUUUUUUUUAAUCCGAUUUGAAUAGAUAUAUUUAAAUUGCGACGGAAGAAGAAGAAGCUAAAAAGUUUAUUAUUGACACGCACCUUUUUCCCCUCACAUUGGAUUGACAUGUUUACAUUGCGUGCUGAAUAAUUACAUAUUUUUCUCACGCGUAAAUGUUAUUUUUUCCCUAAUGCUUCGUGUGAUGACGCAGUUAAAAUUGACUGCAUUCGCCUUGAUCCGAGGACAAUAUUGAGAGACACAACGAUGGAUAUUUGAUUUAUUCUAACGACACCUGUCAUUUUUUUCCCCAAGCUUUAUUUAAAUAAUGAUUCCGAAACCUAUCGAUUGUAUGUCGUUUUCUUUCCUCGUUCCGCACCGCCUGGGUUUAUCUUCCACCUGAAGCAGAGGUUGAUCCCUGUGGGACUUAAAUGAUAGUUCAGGCUUUCUCCAACUUUUUGACAGCAAAUACCAGGACAAAACAUCAUCAUAGCCGGUUUUACAAGGAUCUACAAUGAUGAAGAGUAAAAGUAAAAAACAAGAGGAUGAAGGAUCGACUCAGAGCAAUGCAUCAAGCAAUUCAGCUUCAGAAGAAUCCAAUCGCUCCGCAUCAGAGUCGGGGAGUCAGUCAGAAAGCGAGCGUGGCAGCGAACAUGGAAGUGAACAUGGAAGCGAACAUGGAAGUGAACAUGGAAGUGAACAUGGAAGUGAACAUGGCAGCGAGAGGAGGAGAUCACACAACUCGGAGUCAAACAGCUCCUCGGAGUCGGAGAGUCGCUCCGAGUCGGGGAGCGAGUCUGCAGAGUCCAAAUCACAGCAAACCGCAUCGGGGGCCAAAGACAAGCCAGUUAGGAAGAAGGAGCGCCUGGCAGAUGUGAAGAAGAUGUGGGAAGAACAUCCAGAUGUGUACGGUGUCAGGAGGUCGAACCGCAGCAGGCAGGAGCCGGCCCGCCUCAACAUCGGAGCCGAGGGCAGCAGCGAGUCCGAGAGCGAGAGCCCCAAAAGAAAAUCGUCGCGAUCUAAGAAAAAGGAAAAUAUCUGGAAAGAUGAUGACUCAAAUGAUGAAGAGGAGGCGGAUGAGGCGGCUUCCGACAGUACAGACAGUGAGCAGGAAGAGAAAAAAGUUAGAUCGAGACGACUUCCUGCUAGAAGACCUCAGACCAAAUCUUCAGCAGCCAAAAAACAGUCUCAGAAAGGAAAGAAAUCCAGGAAACAGGAGUCAUCGGCUGAAGAAGACGACGAUGAUGAAGAUGAUGACGAUGACGAUGACACUCCAAAGAGACAGACUCGAGGAAGGGGUGCCACCAAAGUCAAGAGCUACAAAGAGGACCAACAUGACAUUGAAACGGAUUCCGACGACCUGAUUGAAAUGACGGGGGACGCGUGCGAGGAGCAGCAGGACGACGACAGCGAGACCAUCGAGAAGGUCGUGGAAGCCAGGGUCGCCAAAAAAGGAGCCACGGGGGCGUCCACCACCGGCUAUUCCCUGGAGGAGAACGGGGACCCGUGCGAAGGCUUCGACCCCGAGAACGAGGAAGGGGAGGAACAGUAUCUGAUCAAGUGGAAGGGCUGGUCCUACAUCCACAACACCUGGGAGAGUAUGGACUCGCUGACGCAGCAGAAGGUCAAGGGACUGAAGAAGAUGGACAACUUCAAGAGGAAAAAUGACGAGCUGAACUCAUGGCUGAGGAGGGCGUCUCCCGAGGACAUCGAGUUUCACAACUGCCAGCAGGAGCUGGUCUUUGACUUGAACAAGCAGUUUCAGAUCGUGGAGCGAAUCAUCUCAACAAAAACGGGGAAGACGCCAGGAUCUGUCGACUUCCCCUCUCACAGCCACAAGACGUCGUCCUCCAAUGAGCCGGAGUACCUGUGCAAGUGGAUGGGGUUGCCGUACUCGGACUGCAGCUGGGAGGACGGGGCGCUGGUGAGGAAGAAGUUCCAGCCUUGCAUCGACAGCUUCACCAGCCGGAACUCCAGCAAAUCGGUUCCCUCUAAGGACUGCAAGGUACUGAAGCAAAGGCCGAGGUUCGUCCCCCUGAAGAAGCAGCCGUCGUUUAUCGGCGACGACAACCUCCAGCUGCGAGAUUAUCAGCUGGACGGCUUGAACUGGCUGGCCCACUCCUGGUGCAGGUGCAACAGCGUGAUCCUCGCCGACGAGAUGGGGCUGGGCAAGACCAUCCAGACCAUCUCCUUCCUGUCGUACCUGUUCCACCAGCAUCAGCUCUACGGGCCCUUCUUAGUGGUGGUGCCUCUGUCCACGCUCACCUCCUGGCAGAGGGAGUUUGAGACGUGGGCCCCCAUCAUGAACGUGGUGGUCUACAUCGGCGACGUCAUGAGCAGGAAAACAAUCCGCGACUACGAGUGGGUGAACCAUCAGACCAAGCGGAUCCGCUUCAACGCCCUCAUAACCACCUACGAGAUCCUGCUCAAAGACAAGGGCGUUCUGGGGAACAUCAACUGGGCCUUUCUGGCUGUGGAUGAAGCUCACAGGCUGAAGAACGACGACUCGCUGCUUUACAAAACCCUGAUGGAGUUCAGGUCCAACCACCGGCUGCUCAUCACCGGCACGCCGCUGCAGAACUCCCUGAAGGAGCUGUGGUCGCUGCUGCACUUCCUCAUGCCCGACAAGUUUGAUUCCUGGGAGGAUUUUGAAGACGAACACGGCAAAGGGAGGGACAACGGCUACCAGAGCCUGCACAAGGUGCUGGAGCCUUUCCUGCUCCGCCGAGUCAAGAAGGACGUGGAGAAGUCUCUCCCCGCCAAGGUGGAGCAGAUUCUCCGCGUGGACAUGUCCGCCCAGCAGAAGCAGUAUUACAAGUGGAUUUUAACAAGAAAUUAUAGAGCUCUGGCCAAAGGCACUCGCGGCAGCUCCUCCGGCUUCCUGAACAUCGUGAUGGAGCUGAAAAAGUGCUGCAACCACAGCUUCCUCAUCAAGCAGCUGGACGACGGAGACGGGGAAGUGCCGCUGGACCACCUGCAGAGUCUGGUGAGAGGCAGCGGGAAGCUGGUCCUCCUGGACAAGCUGCUGACCAGACUCCGAGAACGGGGCAACAGAGUCUUGAUCUUCUCCCAGAUGGUCAGGAUGUUGGACAUUCUGGCUGAAUACUUGGCCAAGAAGCGAUACCCGUUUCAGCGGUUGGACGGCUCCAUAAAGGGAGAAAUCCGAAAGCAGGCGCUCGACCACUUUAAUGCAGAAGGUUCAGAGGACUUCUGCUUCUUGCUGUCCACCAGAGCCGGAGGGUUAGGCAUCAACCUGGCCUCUGCAGACACCGUGGUCAUCUUCGACUCGGACUGGAACCCCCAGAAUGACCUGCAGGCUCAGGCCAGAGCCCACAGGAUCGGACAGAAGAAACAGGUGAACAUAUAUCGACUUGUGACGAAAGGAACGGUGGAGGAGGACAUCAUCGAGAGGGCCAAGAAGAAGAUGGUUCUGGACCAUCUGGUUAUUCAGAGGAUGGACACCACCGGCCGAACGGUCCUGGACAGCAACUCGGGAAACACAAAUUCAAACCCUUUCAAUAAAGAAGAACUUACAGCGAUCCUCAAGUUUGGUGCGGAGGAUCUUUUCAAGGAGCCCGAAGGGGAGGAGUCUGAGCCGCAGGAGAUGGAUAUCGAGGAGAUCCUGAGGUUGGCAGAAACCAGAGAAACCGAUCAAGGCUCAAGUGCUACAGAUGAACUUUUAUCGCAGUUUAAGGUGGCCAACUUCUCCAGUAUGGAAGAAACCACCCCGGACUUUGAGGGGCACCAAGUGCGGGAGUGGGACGACAUCAUUCCCGAGGAGCAGCGCCGCAAAAUUGAGGAGGAGGAGAAGGCGCGAGAGAUGGAGGACAUCUUCAACCUGCCCAGAAGCAGGAGCUCCAACAAGCGGGCCCGGGCCAACGACAGCGACAGCGACGUGGGCUCCAAGCUGAAAAACCGCUCCUCGGGUUCUGAAAGCGAAACCGACGACAGCGACGACGACAAGAAGCCUAAGAGGAGAGGCAGGCCGCGAGCUCGCAAAAACAACGUGGAGGGUUUCAACGACGCAGAGAUCCGCAGGUUCAUUAAAGCAUACAAGAAGUUUGGCGCUCCCCUGGAAAGGUUGGAGGCCAUCGCUCGAGACUCCGAGCUGGUGGAUAAAUCCAUCGCGGACCUGAAGAGGCUCGGCGAGCUGAUCCACACCAGCUGCGUGGCUGCGGUGCAGGAACACGAGGAGCAGGUCAAAGAGAACCCCGUUGAAGCCAAAGGCCCCGGGAAGCGACGAGGAAUUAACAUCAAGAUCUCGGGAGUGCAGGUCAACGCCAAGUCCAUCAUCCAGCACGAGGAGGAGUUCGAGCCACUGCACAAAGUGGUGCCGUCCGACCCCGCCGAGAGAAACAAGUUCGAGCUCACGUGCAGGGUUAAAGUGGCCCACUUCGACGUGGACUGGGAGCUGCAGGACGACGUCCAGCUCCUCCUGGGCAUCUACGAGCACGGCUUCAGCAACUGGGACCUGAUCAAGACAGAUCCUGACCUCAAGCUCGCAGAUAAAAUUCUUCCCGACGAUCCGAGCAAGAAGCCUCAGGGCAAACAGCUGCAGGCGCGAGCAGAGUAUCUUCUCAAGCUGCUUAAAAAAGAGCAGGACAGCUCAGAUCUGUCUAAAACCGGAGAGGAGGUAAAAGUGAGGAAGAGGAAGCCUCGGGUGAAAAAGGAAAGCAAGGUUCUCAAAGACGAGCAGGGGAACGACAUCUCCUCCCCGCGGCUGUCCGAUAACCCGUCAGAGGAGGGCGAGGUCAAGGACGAGGGAACGGAGAAGUCCAACGCGAAGAAGAGGCAGAAGAAAAAGGAUAACAAAGAGAACAAAGAAAAACAGGGAACACCUAAAAAGGAGAAGGACGGGGACAAAGAGAAGAAGGCCUCCAAGCCCCGGAAAGAAAAAACUAAAGCAGCCAAAGGGAAGAAGACGCAGGGUCCAGUUCACAUCACGGCCGGGUCGGACCCCGUUCCCAUCGAGGGAAAAGAGGACGAUGAACUCGACCAGGAGACUUUCAGUAUUUGUAAGGAGCGCAUGAGGCCGGUGAAAAAGGCCCUGAAGCAGCUGGACAAGCCCGACGAGGGUCUGUCGGACCAGGAGCAGCUGCAGCACACGCGCACCUGCCUGCUGAAGAUCGGAGACCGCAUCACCGAGUGCCUGAAAGCUUACAGCGACCCCGAACACAUCAAAAUAUGGAGAAGGAACCUCUGGAUUUUUGUGUCCAAGUUUACGGAGUUCGGUGCGAGAAAGCUGCAUAAACUUUACAAGAUGGCGCAGAAAAAGCGAUCGCACGAGGAGGAAAAGGAUCACAAGAAGAAGGAGGACGUCGCGGGGAGGGUCAAGUCCUUCCGGCCGGAGGCGUCCGGCUCCAGUCGAGACUCCACGGGAACCCAGCCGUCCUCCAAGUCUGCGUCUCACCAGCCCGGGCCGCACGGACACCACCGGGAAGCGUACAACGCGUCCAACAAGCGGCACUUCGGCAACGACGAGCGAGGAGUCUGGCAGAGGGACCGCAAGUACAACUACCCGGGAAACAGCAACCAGUCGUGGCAGGGAGACCGGCACCACCCGUACGACCCGCAUCGCUACAAGGAUCACUACGGUGACCGGCGUCCGCACGGAGAGUCGUACCGCAGCUCGGGGGGCUAUCGCAACAACAUCUCGCCCCGGAAGAGGCCGUACGAGCAGUACAGCAACGACCGGGACCACCGGGGCCACCGGCCGUACUACGACAGGCAUCCGGACCCCAAAAGGAGGCGUCCCGACGAGUUCCGGCCCAGCUACCAUCAGGGAGGUGAAGGCCCCGUCCAGGACUUCCGCAGGAUGCCGGACCACAGACCGCCGGGUCCACCGGGGCCGGACCACUACAACAGGCCCUUCCCCCCCGACAAACCCCCCCCGAUGUUGGACCCUCGCUCCCCGCAGUCUCAGAAGUCUCCCCAGGACUCCCGCUCUCCACUAGAGCGACCCGUGGAGCCCAACGUCAUGGCGGACCCCAACUGGAUAAAUAGGAAAACAUAAAAGUCCGCCAGCGCGGACUCGGGAACGGAUCUUAAGUGUUUUUGUGAAAGUCGCACGCCGCUGCUGACGGACAGGUGUGUGGACUUUGCCAUUUAUAAGCUCGCCGUUGAAAAGGGAAUCAACGUUUGCUCUCUUUACCAGCAGAACCGAACCCAAGCGGCACCUCUUCCCCCAGUGACUGCGGCUUCGCAGGAAGAAGGUUGCUGAGAAAAAACACGCCAACAAAAAUACUGGAAUCAUGAAUCUAUUUAAAUGAACGGACUUGUGGGUAAAUGAUGGUAACGGUGAGUGGAUGCUGGCGGAUGCUUUAGUCCCGUGGACUAGAAGAACGAGGACACUCGAACUGAAAACUGAUCUCAAUCCUAAAAGUGCCUGAAGGUUUUGGCCUUUUGAGUGACACAUGUACGGGAUUUCUCCCCAAAAGAACCACGACCUGGACGUCAUUAUUAUUAUUUUUCAUCUUUAUUUUGUUUCUGUGUUUAGCUUCAAGUAUUGCGAAUGAUGUCGGUGCAGCAGAAUGUCACACGUCAUCAUUUGCAGCCAGUUUCACCUGGAGGGCAGAAAUAUAGGAUGAUCCGCUCUGCUGGAAAUGUUUCUCCUCUCCAAGGUUUUUAACAAAUGUAACAUGUCUCAUGUGUACAGCCUGUUCCUGUAACUGUGUGGCUUUAUAAAUCACUGCAAUCUUUAACCCCCUUUCCUUGUAGGCCCAAUGAAAGAUAGAUGCCAUUGAAGCAGUAUUUAUUAGAAUCAAGUGCUUAACACUAUUAGAGCAUUUCUUUACUCUGCUUUUCAGUAUUAUGAUGCAUAAGAUGAUAUUUUCCACCUCAUAUAAGGACCCACUUUGAUUUUUUUCUUCUUCUUUCCUCCUAAUCAGUUGUUAAAAUUGUCUUUUCACAGAUGUUUAUGUUGUUGUUGGAAGGUGGCUGAGAAGUAAUGGACGUUUCACAAUGUUUAUUAGACUCGGCCGCUUGUCCUGUGCCAUAUCUACCCCCCCCCUGCAGGAUAUUUUUUAAUUUUUUAUCUGUUUCUUUGUGCCUUAUUUAUCAAACUGCAUCAUGAUUCAUGGACAGUACGGAGGGCCGCCGUGGGCAGGAUGUUGCUCACUUUCACCUCCAAACCAGAGACGGGACCACGUAUCCUGGCGAUUGUUGCAGGUCUGAGAUUUCCAGGAGACCUGAUGGUUUGAGGGGGAGGUGAUACGAACACUGAUGAGAGUUGCGCGUUUUUGUCCCGGGGCGCUUAUUCAAGCUGUUACAGUGAAUAGUAAGCUCUUCUCUUCUUCCACUUACACGUACGGUUCCUGUAUCAUAUGUUCUGUAAGAAGAAUCUAAAUAAUUUAUAUUUGUGACAAAAGCCACUCAUGAGAAAUGUGGUGUACAUAUGUUUGGACAUAUGUAAUAAAUUUUGUUACGCAAUGAAAUUCAUUGCCUUAUCCGACUCCUUUUUUUUUUUUAGUCCGACUUUUGUAUGUCUGUAUGCGACUUUGAUUUCCAGGAGAUGUGAAAGAUGGCGUGGAGCGGAGUAGGAAUGCCGGGGAAUGAAAACUGUUAAUCUGAGCCGUAAUCAGAUGUUUUGUAGCCCUCUUUUGUUGCUCUUGGAUGCUCCUGUGUCAAUUAUGUAAAGCUGGGUGCCUCUUGUGAUUGCUCCGGUACGUUCUGUACCGGGGGGAAUGGCUGUAGUAACAUACUUGUUGAAAUAAACAGCUGACUUGUUCGAAA
Molecule: messenger RNA, 9506 nt
Organism: Cololabis saira (Pacific saury)
Lineage: Eukaryota; Metazoa; Chordata; Actinopteri; Beloniformes; Belonidae
Gene: chd2
Product: chromodomain helicase DNA binding protein 2
Exons: 42
Coding region: 2290-7788 (1832 amino acids)
Biological process (GO): regulation of transcription by RNA polymerase II; nucleosome organization
Cellular component (GO): nucleus; chromatin
Molecular function (GO): chromatin binding; DNA binding; histone binding
Source: RefSeq, a predicted model, not a curated record